AAAAAGAAGGAGAAGAAGAAGACGACGAAGAAGAGCAAGAACAAGACCAAAAACACUGAAGGAGCCUCCAAGCAGAAAAUAAACCCUCGAUCGAGUUCCAAAUCAAGCUUUUGGACGUCAACUUCCCCCCACUUCAUUUAACAAGAUGUUUAACAGACAAACGAGUCUCUGGAUGGGUGAUUUGGACCCGUACAUGGAUGAGAGCUUCGUCAAACAGGCCUUCACUGCAAUGGGGGAAUCACCGCUUGGAGUAAAAAUAAUCACUCACAAGUUAACAGGUGGUUCUGCAGGUUACUGCUUUGUGGAGAUGGCAGACGAAGCAAGUGUCGACCGCUGUGUUCAAAGACUAAAUGGAAAACUGGUUCCUGGCUCAAACCCGCCUCGGAAGUUUAAGCUAAACUUUGCCACCUAUGGGAAACGACAGGAGGCAGGGCCAGAGUUCUCAGUGUUUGUUGGAGAUUUAUCCUCUGAGGUGGAUGAUGACCAGCUCCACCAUGUCUUUAAGGACUUUCCCUCCUGCAAGGGAGCCAAAGUCGUCACAGACCAAUAUGGCUACUCCAAAGGUUAUGGCUUUGUCAAGUUUGGAGAUGAAAAUGAACAGAAGAAGGCAAUCGAGGAAUGCCAGGGCAUUGUGCUUGCGGGGAAGGCACUCCGACUCAGCCUUGCGGUGGCAAAGAGCCAGAAGACAACCACCUGGGUGGGCUCAAGUCAGAAUUAUCAGACUAACUACAGCCAGCCGCCAACCAAUUACUUUGGAAACACCAAUGGCGGGGGUCAAAGCUACUACUCUCAAUGGGGCAGCUACGAUCAGUACAACAACUACAACAAUGGCAGCUACAACUCUGGCUAUAAUAAUACGGCAUACAAUAGCGGCUACAACAGUGGCUACACCUACAACUAUGGCUCCUACGGAUACCCACCACCCAGCCACAUGGUACCACCACCUCCCACGGGUUUGCCGCCCCCAUCUUCUGAUGUGACAGGAGACGUGCAGCAGAGUCGAGAAGAGACUGGAGAUGGUGAGGAUAAUACAGAAGUGCCAUUCCAAGAAUGUGACGUUGACCAGUGGAAUGCAGAUUUUAUGCAACGCAGCGAGGAGUUCUUUGAUGCCUUGAUGGAUAGUCACUGGGAGCCACUGGACUCCUUUGAUUCUGCUAUCCCCUUACUUGUUUGAAAGUCAAUUAGUCCUUGUUUCCCCUUUGUUUGUGGUUUCAUCUGUCAACUCCAUAGACACAGCUCCAAAGUGUCACCAUCAACAGUACGAGUCUACUUUGAUUUUAUUGUUUACCAUGUUGGUAAGAUUCAGAGUCUCAUUAUAAGGAGUGACAUUGCCCCUCACGCCACAGUGUGCGUGGGUAGUUUGGGAACCCUGUCUGAUCUUCACAUUUGUUGUAGCAGUGCUCAUCAAACACAACAAAAGUUGCAUUGAUUCAUGUCGAUGGUCAUUGUAGAAAAUGCGUAAUGAUCCCAUUGAGCCUUAGAUAGUCACUCCUGGAUGGUACAUAAUUCAUGUAUACAUAGGAUUAUUCUUUCAGGCUUUCAUGAAGGAAUUUUUAGAUAAGGGUUAAAUCUAGGGGAUGUUAUAUGAAUGCCGGAGUGAUUUUUAAACCAAACACGUUUGUUGUGUGAAUGCAACAUUCCUGUUUCUAAUGAUGGAUGUCACAGCAGCAUCUCUAAAUAUUGAUUGGAAUGAGAAUUUUGUACAUAUAGGUAUAUCUUUUCUGAAACUGUUUGAGCAAUAAAACACUUUCAAAAGGG
This is a messenger RNA of Syngnathus acus (greater pipefish), 1758 nucleotides long. RefSeq names its product tRNA selenocysteine 1 associated protein 1b (gene trnau1apb). The transcript has 9 exons. The record is from RefSeq and is a predicted model, not a curated record. The coding region runs from base 146 to 1174 and encodes 342 amino acids. Lineage: Eukaryota; Metazoa; Chordata; Actinopteri; Syngnathiformes; Syngnathidae. Gene Ontology annotation, molecular function: RNA binding.